Messenger RNA from Brienomyrus brachyistius, 2660 nucleotides. RefSeq names its product tubulin tyrosine ligase-like family, member 1 (gene ttll1). Gene Ontology annotation, molecular function: tubulin binding; tubulin-glutamic acid ligase activity. Gene Ontology annotation, cellular component: cilium. Lineage: Eukaryota; Metazoa; Chordata; Actinopteri; Osteoglossiformes; Mormyridae. The transcript has 10 exons. Bases 192 to 1463 code for a protein of 423 amino acids. The record is from RefSeq and is a predicted model, not a curated record. Gene Ontology annotation, biological process: protein polyglutamylation; microtubule cytoskeleton organization.
UCCACCCGGAAAUGAAUUGUUGGUGCUCGCAGUCGGGUGCCUUCAAUGGUCAAAUAAAUCUGUGCAUGAGUAGCAGUAGAAGAUAAUAAUUAGAAACCAUCGUAAAUGUUAUGUGUUGUCACCAGGUAGCUUUUUAUUUUAAAACCACCAUUGGAUGCGUAUAAUCUUAGUGGAUAACCUUUGGAGCUGCCAUGGCUGGUAAGGUAAAAUGGGUGACUGACAUAGAGAAAUCCGUUUUGAUCAAUAACUUCGAAAAGCGAGGAUGGGUGCAAGUGUCCGAAAACGAAGACUGGAACUUUUAUUGGAUGAGUGUACAGACCAUAAGGAAUGUCUUCAGUGUGGACACUGGUUACCGUCUGUCAGAUGAUCAGAUGGUCAACCACUUUCCCAACCAUUAUGAACUGACAAGGAAAGACUUAAUGGUCAAAAACAUAAAACGGUAUAGAAAGGAGCUGGAGAAAGAAGGGAGUCCAUUGGCAGAGAAGGAUGAAAAGGGCAAAUACCUCUACUUAGAUUUUGUGCCAGUAACCUUCAUGCUUCCUGCAGACUACAAUUUGUUUGUGGAGGAGUUUCGGAAAAACCCAUCCAGUACCUGGAUUAUGAAGCCAUGUGGGAAAGCUCAGGGCAAAGGAAUCUUUUUGAUCAACAAGCUUUCCCAGAUUAAGAAGUGGUCACGUGACAGCCGCACCUCCACGUUUCUGGCAGCCUCUAGUGGCAAAGAGGCAUAUGUCAUUUCUUUGUACAUUGAUAAUCCACUAUUGAUUGGAGGAAAGAAGUUUGAUCUUCGUCUCUAUGUGCUGGUGACCACAUACCGUCCCCUCAAGUGCUACAUGUACAAAUUGGGAUUUUGCCGGUUUUGCACAGUGAAAUACACACCCAGCACUAGUGAACUUGACAACAUGUUUGUGCACCUCACUAAUGUGGCCAUCCAGAAACAUGGGGAUGACUACAAUCACAUACAUGGUGGUAAGUGGACGGUCAAUAACCUUCGACUCUACUUGGAAAGCACACGGGGAAAGGAGGUGACCAACCAGCUGUUCGACCAGAUUCAAUGGAUUAUGGUACAGUCAUUGAAGGCUGUUGCACCUGUCAUGAACAAUGACAAGCACUGUUUUGAGUGCUACGGGUAUGACAUCAUCAUCGACGACAAGUUGAAACCUUGGCUUAUAGAGGUGAAUGCUUCUCCAUCACUGACCUCCAGCACUGCAAAUGAUCGGAUUUUGAAGUACAACCUUAUGAAUGACACUCUGAACAUUGUAACUCCCAAUGGAGAGAUGCCAGACUGUCGAUGGAAUCGAAGUCCACCCAAGGAGGCUCUUGGUUACUACCAAGUCCUGUACGAUGAGGAGCAGGCGCAAAGUGAAAGUAUGGAGCGAGACCUUAGGAGUCGUUCAGGACAGUCCCUGGGGUCCAAGGGCUCCAGAGGUUGUAGCCAGCGACAGGCACCAGCCACGUGGAAGUAAUUUAUGCAUGACAUCACACAAACACAGUUUCAGCCUGAAGAGGAUUCUGAAUCUGGGGUAUUCCGAAGAGCAGUGGGACCCGCCUGUCAUACAAUACAUUCAGUCCCCUCACUUGAUCUGCUGCAGAAUUAGACAAUACAGAUGGUUAUUCAUUGCAUCCUUGCAUGACACCACACACCAGCUGUUUUAGGAAAAGGGAGAUGUUUUGUAUUAGAAAAGGACCCUAUAUAGCAGAAGGAGCAUCACUUUCCUGCCUUUCACUCUGUCAUACCAGAGCAAAAUUCCCUUUGAUACAUAGAACAUCCAGCCACAGUUGAUGAAAUGGUAAAAAUGAGAAGCAUUUGGUCUGUGUGGGUAUAUCAAAUGUUCUUUUCUUUGGAGCAUUCCAGGUGCUUAGAUGCAUAUAGGUUGCGUAAGUAUACCAAAAACCUGGCUGAAUGCAUGUAAUACAGGCUCGUCUCAUAAUAAUGUGCUAUUUCUCUACCAAGCUGGAGAUAAAGAACUUUGUACCCCAGCUUAGAGUUUUGAAUGCCAAGAGAAAUCCCAGCUUGAAACCAAAACACAGGCUUCUACAACAAGUCGUCUUUACUACAUGUGAACAAGUUCCUGUUUUUACAAUGGAAAAUGUUACUUUAGCCAUGUGAUUUCUGUAUUUCAGUUUAAUAUGAAGGGAAGGGGCUCAGGGCUCCAGCAUGGGUUUUAAUCAGAGUUCAAACUGAAUGCACUAUUAAAUUCAAUUCAUAUAUUCUUGUGUAUAAUUAUUUGUAUGAAUAAUGUCCAAUCCAGUUACCUUAAAAUUCUGCAUUCCUAUUGUUAUGACAGUCUCCUUAAUGAAGUAUGAAGGGACCUGAUGGGAUUUUACACUCUAUUUAAAAGAUUUCUUACAUUUCAUGCUUAUUAUUUCCACCACGUGACAGCAGAUACAAAGCACCCAUUGUUUUAUUAAUGACACAUUGUUCAUGUUGAAGGCUGCAGGUUUUACAGUGAAGAAUAAAGAGCAGUUUUGGUCAAGACAUCCUGGCUGAAAUGGUUCAGUCACUCAGUAUUCCCUAUAUAGGGAAUUAGCAGUGAAAGAAGACACCAGUUUUGGACACUACAUUCCAAGAUGUUCUUUGCUGGUAUCCUGCCUAUGAUGGCUGACAUUUGUGAAAUGCAAAAUACAGUGACAUCAUAAAUUAAAGGAGAUAAAAAAGUGAA